AUGGCGAGUAAAGGGGUACGGGGUCUCAAUGAGGCCAUGAGGAGUCUCAGUCUAUCAUCACAGACCUGCAGAGAAGCAGCCUCUCACCGGAUACCAUCUUCGACUUUCACACGCUCGAUGGCGACUGAAGCCCCUCUGCCUACCAUCGAGACCACUGCAGACACCACGCCCGCGGCCGGUUCUCUAUGGAGACCAGCAACCACCGUCCCCUUGACCAUCUUCAACUUCCCCUCCUUCGAGCCGCAACGCCUCGAGUCCUGGUCCUCCAAACACCUCAACCUCCCGCUGCGCCGCGACAUCCUGCACCACGCCGUGGUCUACGAGGGCGACAACACACGGCAGGGCACGGCCUCGUCCAAGACGCGCUACGAAGUAGCAGGUUCGCACCGUAAGAUGGCGCCGCAGAAGGGCACGGGCCGCGCGCGCGUGGGCGACAGGCAGUCGCCGAUCCGGCGCGGCGGCGGCAAGACGUUCGGCCCCAAGCCGCGCGACUUCGGCACCAAGAUCACGCGCAAGAUGUACGACCUGGCCUGGCGCACCGCGCUGAGCUACCGCUACCGCCGCGGCGAGCUGGUCGUGUGCCAGGACGGCAUGGAGCUGCCGCUGCCCGACGCCUUCGAGGCCAUGGUCGCCCGCGGCGACCUGCCGCAGGACGAGCUGCGCCGCAGCUUCAAGGCCAAGUGGCUGACCCAGGUGCUCGAGACCAACCAGUGGGGGCGUGCCAAUGGCCGCAGCACCUUCAUCACUGGCGACAGGCGGCAGAACCUCUUCGAGGCGCUGGACCUCGUGCCGAAGCAGGGGCGCGCGCUGGGAUUGGGCAUGGUCGAUGUCAAGGAUCUCCUGGAAACGGGCCGUAUUAUCAUCGAGAGAAGUGCGCUGAAGGAGAUGCUCAAGCAGCACCAGAGCGAUCUUGUGUCGAGCGUGUUCGUUACGAAUGCUGCCCUGCCGAGGAGGCCCCAGAGCGGCCAGAUUCUGGUCGAAUAG
Messenger RNA from Anthostomella pinea, 984 nucleotides. The record is from the annotation of a GenBank genome assembly. Lineage: Eukaryota; Fungi; Ascomycota; Sordariomycetes; Xylariales; Xylariaceae.